AAUAUUUAUACUUUCAGUGUGUGUAAGAACUUUGACCCUGUCAGACCCAACAAAAUGUCUUCUCUUAUUCGAAAAAUCAUAAGCACGUCAAGAGCCCCAAAAGUCGUAGCACCUUAUAAUCAGGCUGUCCUUCUAGACCGAACUCUUUACGUCUCUGGAGUCCUCGGCCUUGACAAAAAUACCUUGAAACUGGUUGAAGGAGGAGCAGCAGCUGAAGCUAGACAAGCUCUAACAUGGCUAGGAUACAUUUUAGAAGACUCUGGUUCGUCUUAUGAGAAGGUCAUCAAAAGCACGCUGUUUUUGGCAAAUAUGAAUGACUUUGCUGACGUUAAUGUGGUUUAUAAGGAGUUUUUUAAGAGCAAUUUUCCGGCACGGUCUGCCUUUCAAGUGGCCAAGCUCCCCUUAAACGCAAACGUGGAAAUUGAAGUGAUCGCAGCCGUCGGUGACGUCACUCAUAUGUCCUCUACAGUGUAACCAGAGAACAUAGAGAAGCGUCAUAAUUUAAAUUAAAUGACGGUUGAGGACUCCUCGACUUAUGUUGGCAACAGUGUUUGUUUAUAACUAUAAAAUUAACUACAAUAGAAAAAGUGUCAUAAUAUUUUUAA
This is a messenger RNA of Zophobas morio, 605 nucleotides long. RefSeq names its product UK114 (gene UK114). The transcript has 3 exons. Lineage: Eukaryota; Metazoa; Arthropoda; Insecta; Coleoptera; Tenebrionidae. The record is from RefSeq and is a predicted model, not a curated record. Gene Ontology annotation, molecular function: deaminase activity. Bases 55 to 474 code for a protein of 139 amino acids. Gene Ontology annotation, cellular component: mitochondrion; cytosol.